AGAGCUCGAACUUCAUCACAGCAGACGCGUUUGGCAGCAUCGCAACACAUUCCCCUCUUGGACAACACCUUCACCCAACUUCUUUCAUCGUCGCGCAGCUCCAGCAAUCCUCUUCACACCACCAACACCUUCACCGGCACCACAAUCGCAUCGCAUUGGCGCGACCAAGCUUCGGAGACCCUACAUAUCUGGCAACAGUGAGCAGUGCAGUCAUGCGAUCCAUUUCGUAGACGAAUCUCUGCCUUUACUUGCGUGACUUGUAGCGUGACCUUUGAGCUUCGCUGAACGCCAUUGUCAUUGUCCCUUCACGUGCUGUCAUUCAUCAACUUCACCCUCAGGCAACGCCUAUCAGUCGCGAGAAUCGCAAAGCCACUCCGGCGCCCACACCUUGCCCGGAUCCGCGGAAACAGCUGCCUGUCCCAGUCGCGUCCUUGCGACAGUACAAUGUGAUCCAGAAACACGCCGGCUAUCAUCGAUCCAAUGCGCCUGUAUACCCCCGACUCGCUGCUGUAUCCGAUCACGGUUACCAAGCUUCUGCGCAAGCAAGGCGACAGUAUCGAGGUCAAUUCGCCUCUCUUCCUCUACAACUACAAGAGCGUUGUCACAGAGUUUGACGAGGAUGCGAGAGAGGAUGUUGAGAGGGAACGGACAUGGCCCGCGACAUUUGAGAGCGAGCUCGAGGGGACACUGGAGUCGCUGAAUGUGAAGGUGGGCCAGGUCAUUGAACGGAAGACACCGAUUGCGGACGUGGAGGAAGCUUGCAAACAUGAGAUUCAGUUCGCAGGGCUGUGCGCGGCUUGCGGCCAGGACAUGAAGGAGAAGAGUUCGUACAACGAGACGACGGCGCGUGCGGCACGUGCCACGGUCAAUACAGUACACGGGCGACAGGAUCUCCUCAUCUCGGAGGAGGAAGCGUCCAAGAGCGAUGAAGAGGCCAAGCGUAGACUGCUGGAGUCUCGGAGAUUGAGCUUGGUGGUGGAUCUGGACCAGACCAUCAUUCACGCGUCCGUCGAACCGACCAUCGGAGAAUGGCAGAACGAUCCGUCAAAUCCGAACUACGAGGCUCUCCGCGAUGUUCAGGCUUUUCAGCUCCACGACGACAAGCCCAAUACGUGGUACUACAUCAAACCACGACCCGGACUCAAGGACUUCUUGGAUCGGCUGUCGGAAAUCUACGAGAUGCACAUCUACACCAUGGGCACGCGAUCGUACGCAGAGAAUGUGGCCAAGAUUAUCGAUCCUGACCGGAAGAUAUUUGGCGAUCGCAUCGUGACACGGAAUGAGAGUGGGAGUCAAACAGCCAAGUAUCUGAAGAGACUGUUUCCCAUCGACACAAGGAUGGUGGUGAUCAUCGACGAUCGUGCAGACGUGUGGCACUGGAUCUCAAAUCUGGUCAAGGUCAACGUGUUCGAGUUCUUCGUCGGUAUUGGCGACAUCAACAGCAGUUUCCUACCGAAGCGACCCGAGCUCGAGGCCGCAAAGGCACAUGCGCCCAAGAUGGAGCGCAUCCCGUCGAAUAAGACCCCAACGGAGAAUGGUGAUAACGCUCAGCCAGACGCAAGCACCGAGCCCGUGACCACCACUCCCACGCCCGCCUCGCCUGUGCAAACCAACGGCGAGACAUCAGUGAGCGAACAACUCCUCACCAUGGCAGGUCCGCAAGAUGCGAAGACCAUUCAAGAGAAGACAGAAGAGCAGGAACAAAUCAUUCAGGAGCAGCUCGAUGAUCGACCUAUGCUGAAGAAGCAGAAAGAGCUCGAAGACCUCGCGAAGGAGGAAGAAGCAAAGGCGUCUCCUGCUGUUGAAGCGACAGCUGAGCUGCUUGCAGAGAAUGGCGAUGAUACGGAAACAAAAGAGCUUUCGCACGUGGACUCUAUCCAGCACAAGUAUCGGCAGAACCUUCUCGCCGAUGACGACAAUGAGCUGGUGUACCUCGAGCAGAGCUUGCGCAACGUCCAUACCACAUACUAUGACGAGUACGACAAGCAAUCUCGGGGUGCUAAGGGCGACCGGGUUGCUGAACUCCGGCCAGGACACAGCAAGAAGCGGUCGUUUGACGAUCUUAACAAUAUUCCUGAUGCAGCAGUGCUUAUGGACGGCAUCAAAGCAAAGGUCCUCGCAGGCUGCCAUAUUGUCUUCUCCGGUGUUGUUCCGCUCGGAGUCGACCCAUUGACACACGAUGCAGCGCUUUGGGCGAAGACGUUUGGAGCGACGGUGAGCGUCAACAUCACCAAGAAGACAACUCAUGUCAUCGCCUCACCAGAUCGAAGAACGGCGAAAGUACGACAAGCAGCAAAGAAGCCCCGCAUCGCCAUAGUGAGCCAGCAUUGGCUGCAUGCGUGCUUUGCACAGUGGAAGAAUGUCGAUGUCAAUCCCUAUCGCAUCCACUCGGAUGCUCCUGCGAAUGGAGCUGGCGCGCUACCUGAAAGCUUUGACGAAACUGCAUACAACGUAUCAUCUUCAGACGACGAUUCAAUUCUGACCGAGGAUGAAACUGACGCGACCGAGACUCCGAAUGGAGGUGACCGUCUCACACUGGAGAUCGAUACCGACGAGGAGGAGCUCAUGAAAUACGCCCCCUCAUUGGAUCGCAAAGACAGCAGUCCCAUCGAGGGCGAGCAGCCUGACGACUUUCAAGCAAUUGACGAAGAGCUCGAAGCCUUCAUGGAAGAGAGUGGAGACGAGGACGAUAGUGAUACGGAAAGUGUGAAGAGCACGCAAUCUGAGACUGAGCCCAGCAGUGCGAAGAAACGCACACGCGACGACAGGGAUAGUGAUGGAGAAAGUGAGAAGGGCAGUCGACUGCAGAAGAGAAAGAAGCAGGCUAUGGAGAGGACUUCUAGUUUGACCAAUCUUGUCGUGCAGGGCAAUGGUGCUGCGCCUGCCGUGGAGGGACAGGAUGAAAUUGAGGGCACUGAAAGUGAUGCGGAUUUGGAGGCUCAGUUGGCUGCUGAGAUGGAGAGACAGAGUGAUGGUGAAGAGUAGAGAUGAAGUGCAUAGCAUGGAAGAAUUCUGAUCCCUCACAUUGAGAGCGGAGACUGCUUGGUCGCUCAGGCCCCCGGAGUGCUGCAGUGACACUGCAACUUGUAUCUGGUUGGGCAGGUCCAUGCGAUGAGCACAGAGCGAUAUCGCUGCUCCGAGAGCUGGUGUUACCAUCAAACAGCAUCGACGGGCUAGUCAGACAUCUAUCAAAGUGACCAUGA
Molecule: messenger RNA, 3203 nt
Organism: Cercospora beticola
Lineage: Eukaryota; Fungi; Ascomycota; Dothideomycetes; Mycosphaerellales; Mycosphaerellaceae
Gene: FCP1
Product: protein serine/threonine phosphatase
Cellular component (GO): nucleus
Molecular function (GO): RNA polymerase II CTD heptapeptide repeat phosphatase activity
Source: RefSeq, a predicted model, not a curated record